This is a messenger RNA of Temnothorax curvispinosus, 3890 nucleotides long. RefSeq lists its product as uncharacterized. NCBI's taxonomy places the organism in Eukaryota, Metazoa, Arthropoda, Insecta, Hymenoptera, Formicidae. The transcript has 4 exons. The record is from RefSeq and is a predicted model, not a curated record. Bases 1309 to 3249 code for a protein of 646 amino acids.
CCGAGUGUUCCGAGCGUACACGGACGUACGCUGGAUGAGCUGCGUCGCCCGCGUUUCAUUUUUGCUUCUAAUAUUUUUAAAAUCCAGUCGAUCGAAAUCUAAAAAGCAGAGUAAAUAUGUUUGCACCUCGAAAGCGUUAUAAGCAAUAUUUAGAACCGGGAAGUAUUGGCAAAAUUCCACCAUCCACAUUGAGACGCUGGCGUAAACAAGGAAAAUCAAAUAUAUUUGACCUAAACAAAGUCAUGCCUGCAUCAGCUUCAGCUUUUUCUGAACAAUCAAGCAUUAUAAAUCAUUCACCACCACAACAUGAGCACGAUGAUAUAUUUGCUGCUGAUUUUGAAAUGGAUUUGGAUUUGGAGAAUCAAGAACAGCUGAAUCUUGAUCCACAAGACAAUAAUGAAGAGAUUGAAAAGUUUGUCGGAUUUAGCAGAAAAUAAUUUGGGGAAUUAUUAUGGAUUUUUUUAUGAUUGCUAUUGGAAACUCGAGUUUUUGAUUGCAAUAAUGGGCUGUUGUACAUUUCGGAAUUAGUUUAUUGUUGCUAUGCAAUAAUAUAUGAUUCAAAUUGGAAUCGUGACUUUUUCUUUACUAUUGCUAGGUUGUGGGAAAUCUUUCUAAUUAUUUCGGAUACUUACCUACUAUAUCUAAUUAUCUAUAAAAUACAUCUGACGAAAAAUGGAAUUAUUGUAAUUAAAAAUUAUUUUAUAAUAGCUCGAUCGAUUCCCUGUUUAAACGAUAAAUCGAUUUUAAAACAAAUGUAUAGUACAUAAAAAAUUUAAAUACAUAGUAAUCAGAAGACAUAGUCGGAAUGACAGUAGAAAUCUUGCGUUUUCUAUCGGAAUCGUAACUAGUUCCAAUAAUAGCUCCUCAAGGCAUGUAUUAUAAAACUUUUCGGAAUGAAUUUCGAUCGGAAUUAUUUCAUUUUUCCACUGAAAAAAUAUUUCUCGCACAAAAAAUUAAAUAAAUAAGUAAACAAUUUUGAUGGAAAUCCAUUCCGAAAAAGUUCGCAAUACAUGCCGUCGUAUCAUUUUAAUUCCUCCAACAUAAUUAACUCUUCCCGUUUCUUAAACUGUUGCAGUAUUUUGUCUCCUGAUAUAUCAGAUGACAGCUGUUCUAGUGAUGAUGAAAGAAGUACUUUUCAUUUUAAUUAUGUGCCCCUAAGCUCGGAAAAUUUAAACAAAUCACUGUGCCCUUCUCUAUCAAUUACAAAAUUCGAAACAAUGCUUAUGAUAUUUCACAUGACUUUGAGGCAUGGUAUGACUAGUGCACUGAUUGAAGACAUUUUAAAAUUGGUCAACAAAAUAGUAGGUGAUGACAACGCUCUGGCCAUCUAAAUACUUCUUUCAAAAACUUUUUUCUCAAGGAACAACUAUGGAAACUCAAUUUUACUGCCCUACUUGUUGCAUUUAUCUGGGUCCUAAACACAACUUCAACGACUGUGAAGUAGCUUGUCCAUCAUGUGAUUAUCGGAGUCCCGCAAGUUCAAUGAAAAGCGACACUUUUUUCAUGUCAUUUAGCAUAAAAGAUGGAAUAAAAGAUCUCCUUCAGAGGCCAGAUGUCAACAUAAAUUUAGAUAAUCAUAUUAAUGUAGACAAUGUAAUACGUGAUAUAUAUGAUGGUACAAUUUAUCAGUCUUUAAAAAAAGAAAAUAUACGCAAAAAUGCUUUGACGAUUACUUUUAAUACUGAUGGAGCAAGUCUCUUUCAAUCUACUGGAGGUUCUUUGUGGCCAAUAUUUUAUACAGUAAAUGAAAUUGUUCCAAGUCAACGUUUUAACCCAGAAAAUGUACUUUUAGCAGGGUUGUGGUUUGGAAAUAAGUCUCCCAUUAUGGAUGUAUUUUUUAAACCAUUUGUAACUGAAUUAGUAGAUCUAGCUAAGUGUGGAAUUUUAUGGGACUGCCCUGGUCGAGGAAUUGUUGAAAGCACUGUAUAUGCUAUUUGUUGUGUCACAGACUCAGUAGCAAAGCCUAAAGUUCAAAACAUUGUACAGUUUAACGGAGCAUUUGGCUGUGGAUAUUGUUAUCAUCCCAAUGUUCCUACAGUUAUAAAUAAUGAAACUGGUCGUACAGCUCUGAAGUAUGUGCCCAAUAAAAUAUAUGCAUAUAGAUCAGAUAAAAAAAUUCGAAAGGAUAUGAGGAGAGAAAAUAUUGACUUAGGAGUAAAAGGCAAAUCUUGCAUAUAUAAUUUACCAGAAUUUAAUAUGUGUUUUGGGUUUGCAAUUGAUUAUUUACACCAAUCUUUAGAAGGCGUAAUGAACAAAUUGCUAUCUCUAUGGUUUGAUUCAAGUAAUCAUCAACAUAAUUUUUAUAUUGGGACAUUUAUUGGACAAGUAGAUAAAAGACUGUGUUCAAUAACUCCUCCAAGUUAUGCAUCAAGAAAGCCUAGGUCACUUACAGAUAGAGCACGAUUUAAAGGAAAUGAAUUUAGAAAUUUUCUGCUAUAUUAUGGGCUUCCAUGUCUUCUUCACAUAUUACCAGAAGUUUAUUACAACCAUUUUAAAAAAUUAGUCACUGCCGUAUAUAUUUAUCUCCAAGAAAAAAUAACCUUUUAUGAGGCAGAUUUUGCUGACAAUUUACUUCAUGAAUUUACUAUUGAAUAUAGCAGACUGUACUCUGAAGCUAAUGUUGUGUAUAAUAUCCAUUUAUGUAUGCAUUUAGGAAAAAUUGUCUCUAUGCUUGGUCCACUUUGGGCUUAUUCCACGUUUGUUUUCGAAUCAGGCAAUGGAUAUCUUAAAAGAUUGAUUAAAGGCACAACUGGUAUUGUAAGUCAAAUGGGGCGCAAAUAUGUUAUGUCCAAGAAUGCCUCCAAAUUAGUACGUAGUAAACAGUAUAAUGUUUGCAACGAUAUUUUAGAGUUUUGCUCAGACAUAUUUAUGUAUAAGCAAAUGAAAAAUUACACUGUCUGUAAUGAAUAUACUCUUCUUGGCAGAAAGUAUACUUCAGAACUUACUGCAAAUGAAAGGGAUCUUUGCAAUAUUUUAUUAAUAAAAUCCGUUUCAGUAGACUGCUACAAUAGAGUUGUUAAAUCUGGAGUCAUUUAUCAGGGAAAAAGGCACUCCAAACAGCAGCAAUUUAAUGACUCUUGUGUUCGACUAGAUUGUGAUGGUGCUUAUGCAUAUAUUGAUUUAAUAUUUCUAGCUUAUCAAGAGCAAUCAUUAGACGUGUUCUGCUUCAUUCGCCCAAUACAAUCGGCUCAAAACCACCUCAAAACAGAAAUCCUUAUAUGCCUCCACAUAUUAAGCAAUGCAGUCUAGAUCCAUUUGGACCUCUCCAAAUAUGUAAGAUGGGCAAUAUAUCGUCUAAAUGCAUUUUAAUCUGUUGUGAUGGAAAGAAAUAUGUUACUGAACGACCUAAUACUUACGAGAAGGAUUAAAAAAUGUUUUUUAUUCCAUAAUAUUUUUAUAUGUAUAUAUUUUGACUUUCAGUUAUUUGUGUUUUAAAUUAUUUUUUCGAUGUAUGAUCUCAGAAAAGUUAAGUGAAAUUUUAGAGUAAAAAUUUACUGUUAUUUUAUUCAUUUCCAAAAUGUAAUUAAAUGCAUGGUGAAGAAUAUAUUGUGAUAAACAUUUAAAGCGAAAUGGUAUUCAAUUGUAUUUUCCUUUUGUGCACCUUUCAGUGACGGUGCUUUAUAACUCACCUUAAAUUCUACCUAAAUUAUGGCAAAUGUAAAUGCUUUCUGAAUAAAGGUCGUGGGAACUACAUGCAACCUCUAUACAUUCCUACAUAUUAUUUCGUGUGCAUAUAUGUAUAGUUUUCUCUUCUGUUAUGUAUGUGCGUUUUUUAGAAUACAAUUUGGUAUACUCUGAGACGUUUUUUAUAACUGUAAAAUGCAAAGUAAAAUAUAUUUCUAUGACUUGAGACACUGUUUGUAUUUCUGUGCACCAUGACCAUGUUUUAA